Molecule: messenger RNA, 7694 nt
Organism: Esox lucius (northern pike)
Lineage: Eukaryota; Metazoa; Chordata; Actinopteri; Esociformes; Esocidae
Product: cAMP-specific 3',5'-cyclic phosphodiesterase 4D
Exons: 16
Coding region: 1848-4103 (751 amino acids)
Biological process (GO): signal transduction
Cellular component (GO): cytosol; perinuclear region of cytoplasm; nucleus
Molecular function (GO): 3',5'-cyclic-AMP phosphodiesterase activity
Source: RefSeq, a predicted model, not a curated record
CACACACUCCGUCUCACAGUCACUCUGGUGAAGACGGGAGCCGGUUCGGCUGCGCAGCGAGACGGGACAGGGCAGGAAUUCCCUGGGAGUGGAGCCUGUGUUGACCCAGCCCAGACAGAGACGGAGAGGCACGGAAGGGGGACGCCUUGCACGGAGGGGGGGGGGGCCCUGGUGUGGAUUAGGGGGGACGGUCCCUGACACGGCUUUGUUGGGUCUUACAAAGAGCGACGGAGAGCAGCAGAGAGUGUGCUGUGCCGGAAAGGCGUGUGCGUAUGUGCGCGUAUAUGCUCUUGUGAGUGAGACAACAUGUGCUGUGUGUUUGUGCGUUUGUGAGCGCGUUGUGCUAGUCGGUGUGUGUGCAUCACUCCCUGGGUGUUGCGUGUCUGUCUGUGUCUGUCUGUGUGUGUCUGUGUGGGUAUUGUAAUCAUACCAGGCAUAGACAGGGUCUCUAUCCCUCGCGCGGGAUCUCCUCUCGGGUGCUCCCCUGGCAUGGUUGUACGUCUGUGGCUGUGACCAAGGAUGGAAGUGCCGGUCCACAGAAGCAUCAGGACAUCACACCAGGCACUCAGAUGACACCUUCAACAUGGAGAUCUCUUUCUUUACUACCGCCGUCAGCCAGGGCGGGUUGCAAGAAAAAUCUGCUGUUAAUCUCUGUCUGCUGCAUGUCCUGUACUGCUGUGAGGUUUAAACAGUUACCGGGAGCGCAUUUAACCUGCCUUAUAGCCUUCCUGUAGAUAUUGACUCCUCCAUUACUGGAGAAAUGUGGUUUGGUCGUUUUUGGAGAGAAGCACACCUCUCCCUAGCAACUGUCCAUCUGACUGGUUGUGUUCCCCUCUCCUACCCCUGGAGGCCAUUGUCUCUUCCUGUCUGUCAGGGAGGGAGGGAUGAAUGAAUCAAGUUGUCGGCUCUGUGGGAAUCGUUAAAGCUUUGGUUUUGGCUUAGCAUGAGUGAAGGGUCAUUGAUGGACCACCCCUGGUCAUUGAUGGACCAAUUAAAUCGCAGGAGGUGGUGAUCAACCAGGAAGAGAAAAGCUGACCUGCGGGUUUCUUGACUAGACACCCAAAUGGAUAAUGACCUGUGGAUUUAGGAAUUGCCUCUUUUUACUGGGUGGAAAAGGAACAUUGUUUCUCUACUUGGAUGAAGCCUACGCAAGUAUUCAUUUCUCUGGGUGAUUGAACGAGGGAUGGAGUGAGUUGAAGAGAGUGUGAGAGACAGAGAGAGGAGAGAGAGAAGUCUCCGGGGGAAUCGAGCGAUGAGACUUUCGCGAUGAUGCCGAGGACGACCAUGUGCCUGAAUGAGUAUGAUGUCCUAGUUGGAAGUCUUCCCAGGCCGCGAAGGGAAACGGAGACUCCAGCCAAUCUGGAUUUUCUCUUUUUGUUGUACUAUUCCGGAAUAUCCCUCUAACAGUGAAAAAAACUAAAAAACUUGAGAGAGAGAGAGAGAGAGAGAGAGAGGCCGGGGUUUCCUGACUUGAGUGGCCUCUAAUAGACUGUUCUGUGGAGUUUGUGUACCAGGAGGGGUUUUGAGAGAGCCUUACAUACCUGAGUAUUGACACACUUGUUUUUCUGCCCUAACCGCUGCACCCUGGACCAGUAUUUGCCAUAUGGUUUUUGUAGUUUUAACCCCCCGGCAUUGAAAAAAAGUUCACCAAAUGUCACUGGAUAAAGGUCACCCUUCCCAGUCACAUUGAAACUCUGCUUCAUGCCGGGAAGCCAUCAUAUUUGACUUUGAAAAGCAGUUAAAAUCAGGGAGACAACUGAGCAGUGAGAGACCAUAUUAUGUGGGCUGCUUUCUUUUUUAUCAACCUUUAAGUGACACGGCAAAACCUGCCCACACCUUUGGCUUAAAUGAAGGCAGGUCACUCCCAGGCAGGACGGGAGAAGACCAUGAUGCAUGUGAACAACUUCCCGCUAAGGAGACAUUCCUGGAUCUGCUUCGACGUGGACAAUGGCACUUCUUCAGGACGCAGCCCUCUGGAUCCCAUGGCCAGCCCGGGCUCAGGCCUCAUCCUGCAGGCCAACUUUGUCCACAGUCAGAGGAGAGAAUCGUUCCUCUACCGCUCUGACUCGGACUACGACCUGUCGCCCAAGUCCAUGUCCAGGAACUCCUCCAUCGCCAGCGACAUGAAUAACCACCUGCAGAGGCCAGGCCUGACCUCGCGGCGGUCUGAGCCCGUCAUUAGCGGAAACCACGGGGACGACCUGAUUGUCACGCCGUUCGCACAGGUGCUGGCUAGCUUGAGGACGGUACGGAACAACUUUGCUGCACUAACCAACUUGCAACAAGACAGAGCUUCAAACAAGAGGUCACCAAUGUGCAAUCAGCAACCACCCAUCACAAAAUCCCCUUUCUCAGAGGAGGCCUAUCAAAAGCUGGCUACGGAGACGCUGGAGGAACUAGACUGGUGCCUGGACCAGCUGGAGACCCUGCAGACCAGACACUCUGUCAGUGAGAUGGCUUCCACCAAGUUCAAGAGGAUGUUGAACAGGGAGCUGUCUCACCUGUCUGAGAUGAGUCGCUCUGGGAACCAGGUCUCUGAGUACAUCUCCAGCACCUUCUUGGACAAGCAGCACGAUGUGGAGAUGCCGUGUCCACAGACGCAGAAGGAGAAGACAGACAAGAAGAACACGAAGCCCAUGUGUCAGAUCAGUGGCGUGAAGAAGCUGCAGCACAGUACCAGCCUCUCCAACUCGAAUAUACCCCGGUUCGGGGUCAAGACCGAGACAGAGGACGAACUGGCGACGGAGCUUGAGGAUGUCAAUAAAUGGGGCCUUAAUCUUUUUAAAGUGACUGAACUUUCGGGCAACCGGCCUUUAACAGUCAUGAUGUACACCAUUUUCCAGGAAAGGGACCUAUUAAAAACGUUCAAAAUACCAUUAGACACAUUUAUAACUUAUUUGAUGACUCUUGAAGACCAUUACCACGGCGACGUAGCUUAUCACAACAACAUCCAUGCUGCUGAUGUCACCCAGUCCACUCACGUGCUGCUGUCCACACCUGCCCUGGAGGCUGUGUUCACAGACCUGGAAAUCCUGGCGGCCAUCUUUGCCAGUGCUAUCCACGAUGUUGACCACCCGGGGGUCUCGAACCAGUUUCUAAUCAGCACCAACUCUGAGCUGGCCCUCAUGUACAAUGACUCGUCUGUCCUGGAGAACCACCACCUAGCCGUGGGCUUCAAGCUGCUACAAGAAGAGAACUGUGACAUCUUUCAGAACCUGACCAAAAAACAACGACAGUCCCUCAGAAAGAUGGUCAUAGACAUUGUGCUGGCCACAGACAUGUCUAAGCACAUGAACCUCCUGGCAGACCUGAAGACCAUGGUGGAGACCAAGAAGGUGACCAGCUCUGGAGUGCUGCUAUUGGACAACUACAACGACAGAAUACAGGUCCUCCAGAACAUGGUCCACUGUGCGGACCUCAGCAACCCCACCAAACCCCUGCAGCUGUACCGCCAGUGGACGGACCGCAUCAUGGAUGAGUUCUUCAGCCAGGGGGACCGGGAGAGGGAGAGAGGCAUGGAGAUCAGCGCCAUGUGUGACAAGCACAACGCCUCGAUACAGAAGAGCCAGGUGGGGUUCAUCGACUACAUCGUCCACCCUCUGUGGGAGACGUGGGCAGACCUGGUCCAUCCUGAUGCCCAAGACAUCCUGGACACCCUGGAGGACAACAGGGAGUGGUACCAGAGCACCAUCCCCCAAAGCCCCUCGCCCGCCCCGGAUGAACCGGACGACGCCAGCAGCCGCCCCCCCGGGGACAAGUUCCAGUUCGAGCUCACCCUGGAGGAGGACGGGGAGACGGAUACCGAGAAAGACAGCGGUAGUCAACCGGAGGAGGAAGAGGAGGAGGAUGAUAGCUGUGACUCGAAAACGCUCUGUACGCAGGAUUCGGAAUCCACAGAGAUACCAUUGGAUGAGCAGGAGGAGGUGGAUGUGGAAGAGGACGACGUGGAUGUAGAGGAAGAGGAGGAGGAGGAGGAGGGAGAGGAGGAUGAGGGUGAAGUGGUACGCAGGGAGCAAUGUAUGACAGAGUUAGAAGAGGAAGAUGAGGAGGGAGAGAGUGAAGGAAAGGAGGGCGAGGAAGAGCAGAGGACAGCUGCUACAUAGCAGGAGACUAAACCGCGCCGGUUGCCAAGCUGCAAGUGAGAGUCUGUGGCUUUAAGACUGCGGCUCGGCUGAGUAUAGGCUGAGUACUAAUAAUCACCAUAGGGUCUGGGAUUAGGCAUCAUUGGGAGUUCCAAAGCAGACGUGGCACUCCUCAAUCCCAGGCAUCUCCUCACUCUGCCACCAGGAGGCGAUAUGGAGCAGAGGUCCCCAACCCCCCCAAAGACUCCCACCCUUGGAGCUUCACACUUUUGCACUCAGGAAUAUUUUAGUCGACUUUCUUGUCUCCUUCUCGUUUACCUUCUGGUCUGUCGGGUCCGUCGGGAGGGAGGUGCCUGUCGGCCGACGCCCCCGGUGGGUUUGAGUUCAAAGGCCAUCCUCCACCUCCAGCCUUUCCUCUCACUCCCUCCCACUUCCUGCCUGUGCAGGAGGUUAACAGGAAGUUUCCUCUGACUCUCAGACUAAGCACAUGGGCUACACACAAGAUGCUUGGAAUAGGACCAACUGUAGAAUCGUUGGAGGGAGAAGCGGGUCAGUGGUGAGGGAUCUUAUCACCCCAGUCCACUGAUACGAUCUGAAAAACCAUUGAGGGAUAUUACGGAGGCAGGCAGACAAAGACAUUCCUUACGAGAGGAAAACAAAGAUACCUUUUUUUUUCUAAAGUUCAAGUCUUCCUUGAAACCAGACUGGUAGAAAAACGCAGCUGAAACGCUGUUUUUGACCUCCUCAGUUUUUGUAUUGUACGUAAAACUGCGAUCUUUUUGUAGAUUUUACUUUUGUUUAAUGGAGAGAGAGAGUGACGGAAAGAGGGAAAUAAAGCUGAGGAAGAGAAUCUUCUUCGUCACCUAUCGCAACCAUUGAAACUUUAUUUUUUUUUAGAAGAGACAUACGUUGUGUCGUAACAUAAUGGGUGUGGUCUUUCUGGGAUUGUGUGCUUGAGUGUGUCGCGUGGAUGUGUCUUACCUGUACAUUUACCACGCUCUCUUUUGCUGUCCUUCAUCUUCUCACCCAGGUAUUCCAGAUAAACUUGUGGUUUCCUGGUUGAAAGCUUAGCGGUUACUCAUAUCACUUUACAUUGGCCUUAAAUGUAUCACUUGUUUUAGUUUAUUCAAAGCAGAUGAAGCAGGUGAAUAUUGACCUUACAGUGAGAACAAUAUUACAUGUUCAUGUCUUGUUACCAUGCUGAGUGUGAUGCAUGUAGCCAUUUGUUCUGCUCAGUCAAGUACGCUGUCCAAAUGGAACAGUCAGUCUUACGUCUGUUUUGAAAUACACCAUGUGGUACGUUUUCCUCCACUGUUCAGGGCGAUGAAUGACCCCCCCGUUGACCUUCCACUCGCUUCCAUGAACACACAUUGUUAUCCAUUGAUAUCUGUAACACUUUGGCGUGUAGCCACGUACUUAAAUAAGGGAUAUUCCGAGGAGGGACUGCGUGCUCUCUGGUGUUGCAUUAUUUUCCAGAGAACAGCUCCACGUUGAUUAUCCAUUUUAUAACAUAUCUAGAAUGUGACGCGUCCUGCUGCUAGAAAUGUGUUGACAUUUACAUUGUCUAACAGACGCUCUUAUCCAGAGUGAGACAUUUUCAAACUGGCCCUCCAUGGGAAUUGAACCCGGAAACCUGAAUCCUGGCAAGUGGCAUGCUCUACUAAGGACCAAAAUCCACUCAAGUAGCUAGAAGGUUUACUAGGUAGCUACAGCAGUUGCCUUGGUAACAAAAUAAACUGACCUGCUAGCUUAGCUAGCCAAACUAGCAUCCUAUCCUGCCAUUAUGACAAUCUGAUUCAACCAUCCAAACAAUGUUUUACAUAUGACUGAGCUCAACUUCAAGCUCUAACUUUAUUGCUGUUGAAUUUGACUGUACGAGAAUACCCUCUAUUAUAGGGCAAUAAUGCAUGCUAUAAAAUGCCCUCCAAGCCCAUCAGAGACAAUAUUCAAUUACAUUUUCUACAUUGUCUAAUAUUAACACCUGAUUACAAAGGGACUUACAGGUUUUUUCUGUGUAACACAGUUGUUACAGACGAAAACCUUUUGUGUGGUUACAUACACUGUAUUGCCAAAAAUGUUAAUAUUGCUCAAAUAUUCGAAUGAAUAUCGAAUGAAAAUAGAGUGGCUGGAUACUAAAGUGUUACAGGACACACAUAUGUCUGUCUGUAUGUCUUGGGCUGAAUGUCUGCAUCAGGCUCAUUGUGUUGAAAAUUUUGUUUCCUAACACGGUUUGACUAUCGGCCUAUAAACUGAGUCUGUCACACAAUCAAUAACAAUCUGCAUUAAUCCAGUGAAACCACAGAUGAAUGGCGUCACUGGAAUUAUUAACUCUUUAACAACAUUUGCCUUUGUUGAAAAAUGUUUCGUCAUGGGCGGAUUUCACACUGGACAUUGGCUGUCGCCAGCGUUGUUUAAAAUAUUGGAAAACUUCAUAGGUAAUGUAUAUAACUGUACUUCUAGCAUCCGAACCAUGAAACGGACUCUUCCACGCGUCGUGCCCCCAUACGAGUACCCGUGAGUACACAAUCCCAUGUUCCCUGGAUUUCGGAAAGAAUUCCACAAAAUGGAAGUAGUAGCACAGUAAUUGCAAUACAUUUGCACACACAUUAUUUGUUUCUUUUUGAUUUCACAUUGCAAUAUAUUUGUAUUUUUCAGGGGGAGGGCUAGACAUGUCAUUUUGACCCCUGUAUUGCUUUUGUAUUUUCCUUUUUUUUCUUUUUUGCCAAAAUCCUCUUAUUUUUUACUCUUCCCAGGACUCCGCUGUAAAAGGCAAUGGGCACCAUUAAGUCAAGUGGCUUGUUCUUUCUCAAAGGGUUUCUGUGUUGGUUUUUGUCAUUGUUUUAUUUAUAUUUAUUGACUUGCUAACACUGUCUAUGAGUCACAUAGUGAUGCUUCGUAAAUGCUAUUUAAGGAGCGACAAGCUGUUAUUAAUGCUUAUAGCAGUCCUUACAGUGCAUUAUGGGUGUGAAAGAAUUUGAAUGCAUUAUGCAGACACAGGUGGUUGAUGGUGUUCUAUUGAAUUCACAGCUUUUUGGCAGCGUUAGGCCGUCCUACGUCAGACAGCACUGUAGAACACAACCUGUAGCGGUAAUACAUGAUGUGGACUUGCAAAAUGCAACUUUCGUUCCUCAUCUAGUGAUAGGGUGUAAGAACCAUGGAAAGAAAAUGACCAGAAGAGUCAUUCAACACUUAGAACAAACACUUGUCAGACAUGCAAAAAAAUAAAAGUGGAAACAUGAACACACUUGAAUCCGACUUUUAAAGUACAAACUUUAAAAUUGUAUUCUUGGAAAAUGUUUUUUUUACUUUUAGAAUUUAAUUUUUGCGUGCCAUGCCUUUUUUUUUUUUUUUUGCUUUUCUCACCGGACAACCUUAUCUGUUAAUGAAUUGUUCUCGUUUGUCUCUGUUUACAACCAUGUAUUUAUUAAGCUGUACAUAUUGUAAUGUUGCAUUCUGUAAAUGACCGAUUCUUACUAUGUCAUCCCUAAUGGCGAUGGUGUUGCUGUAUUUGAAAAACUCUUGUUGAGAGAAUGUUUAAUAAUGAUACAUACCUAACCAAUGUAUAAAUGCUCUUCUGUACAAAAAUGAUAAAAGUGGAUGAAAUGAAACGUC